AUGAAUAACGGCAUGACUACACGCAUCAUCGCCGCCUUCCUGCUAAUUGCCGUCCUGUCCGCUGUAGCAAUGAGAGGUAGGCUCACAGAACGAAAACUUCAUUGAAUGCGAUCAUUUCAGCGAAAACCGACAAUUGCAAAUCGGAAAAACUGCGGGAAUUGGUGCUAGAGACUGUCGGAAUGUACCCCCAUCAGUACAGCUAUCAGGCAAAGUAAGUAAACGGCAGACUUCCUUGUUUGGAAUCACCUGCUGCAUUCCGAAGAUUGCUUGAGAAAUGCGUUUGGCUUUCAGAUAUCUGAAGCAGCAAGCGGAGGAACGAUUCGGAUUCUGGUGGAGUGCUGUUAUUGUGAGCGAGCGGGGCGGAUACGGAAUGAGCGCCGUCUACGAUCAGUACAAGAACACGAGCUGCGAGAUGAUGCUCUUCGACACGUACUACUGGAUCGGAAGGACCUGCUGA
Molecule: messenger RNA, 457 nt
Organism: Caenorhabditis sp. 36 PRJEB53466
Lineage: Eukaryota; Metazoa; Nematoda; Chromadorea; Rhabditida; Rhabditidae
Source: the annotation of a GenBank genome assembly